This is a messenger RNA of Vicia villosa (hairy vetch), 2750 nucleotides long. Its product is annotated as potassium transporter 10-like. NCBI's taxonomy places the organism in Eukaryota, Viridiplantae, Streptophyta, Magnoliopsida, Fabales, Fabaceae. Gene Ontology annotation, cellular component: membrane. The transcript has 8 exons. Gene Ontology annotation, biological process: potassium ion transmembrane transport. Bases 253 to 2697 code for a protein of 814 amino acids. The record is from RefSeq and is a predicted model, not a curated record. Gene Ontology annotation, molecular function: potassium ion transmembrane transporter activity.
UGUAAUCAUUCUCCACUCUUGUUCUUCAUCUCCCAUCCUCUCCCUAUCAUUACAUUAAGGAUGAAUAUCUAAAUUACCAAUAACAAAAAUACUGGAGAAGAAACUAACAUCUAGACCCAAAUCAGACGAAUCUAAUUGUGGCAAUGCUAAUGGCGAGAUGAGAUGAUGACGACGAUUAUGGCGAUGGAAGCGUAGUCCGGACAAUAAUACAAACAGAACUUAGUAGUUGGAAAUUAUUGAAGCAAGUUCAAAAUGACUUCGGGGUUGGAAAAUGAUGAAGAGAAGAAUGCUAACAAAGGUACUAUGUGGGAUAUGGAGCGAAAACUUGAUCAACCGAUGGACGAGGAAGCAGGAAAGCUCAAAAAUAUGUAUAGAGAAAAAAAGUUUUCUUCAUGGUUGGUUAUUCGGCUUGCAUAUCAGAGUCUCGGUGUAGUUUAUGGAGAUUUGGGAACUUCUCCGUUGUACGUUUUCUAUAACACGUUUCCUCACGGAGUUGAUGAUCCAGAGGAUGUGAUCGGAGCUCUUUCGUUGAUCAUUUACUCGCUUACUCUUGUCCCGUUGCUCAAAUAUGUUUUUAUUGUGUUACGAGCGAAUGACAAUGGUCAAGGUGGAACACUGGCUUUAUAUUCCUUGCUCUGUCGACAUGCGAAUAUAAAAACCAUUCCCAACCAGCAUCGCACGGAUGAAGAUUUAACAACAUAUAGCCGGACUACAAUCCAUGAAAGGUCGUUUGCUGCGAAAACGCAAAGAUGGUUAGAGGGAAAUUUUAUGAAACAUGCCCUUCUUAUUCUUGUCCUUGUUGGUACCUGCAUGGUGAUUGGAGAUGGUAUUCUUACUCCGGCUAUAUCUGGUUUGUUUUCUGUCUCAACGAUCUUCUUGUUCCAUUUAUUUGUCUUGUUUCUUGAAACGCAAGCUUUCUGUUUUAUUUAUCCGAUGAAAUUUUCCGAUGUAGUUUUAUCUGCUGCUGGUGGCAUUAGAGUAAACAAACCUGAAAUCGAUAACAGAGUAAUUGUGAUUAUUGCUGUUAUAAUAUUAGUUGGGCUAUUCAGCGUGCAACAUUACGGUACAGAUAGAGUUGGUUGGCUCUUCGCUCCAAUCGUUCUGGUUUGGUUACUCCUAAUUGGAGGCAUAGGUAUAUACAACAUUCGUAGAUUCGGUGGCGGAGUCCUGAGAGCCUUUUCGCCUCUCUAUAUGUAUCGGUAUAUAAGAAACGGAAAAAAAGAGAGUUGGCUUUCCCUUGGAGGCAUCUUGCUCAGCAUAACCGGGACAGAAGCUCUUUUUGCCGACUUAGCCAAUUAUCCAGUCUCAUCGGUACAACUUGCAUUUACUCUUCUUGUGUUUCCUUGUCUUCUUUUAGCGUAUUCUGGACAGGCGGCUUAUCUGGUGAAUAACUUGCAUCAUUCACAAGAUGUUUUUUAUCGCUCUAUUCCAGAUAAAAUAUACUGGCCAGUAUUUAUUAUUGCAACAAUAGCAGCAAUAGUUGCAAGCCAGGCGACAAUAACAGCAACCUUUUCAAUCAUUAAGCAAGCUCUUGCUCAUGGCUGUUUCCCAAGAGUCAAAGUCGUACAUACAUCGAAAAAGUUCCUUGGCCAGAUAUAUAUCCCGGAUAUCAAUUGGAUGCUUAUGGUUCUUUGUAUUGCUGUUACUGCUGGCUUUAAAAAUCAAAGUCAGAUUGGAAAUGCAUAUGGCACUGCAGUUGUGUUAGUCAUGUUGGUUACAACACUGCUGAUGAUUUUGGUCAUGAUAUUAGUUUGGCACUGUCAUUGGAUUCUUGUGAUUGCGUUUACUGGCUCAUCAUUGCUUGUCGAAUGCACAUACUUUUCUGCUGUACUCUUCAAAGUCGAUCAAGGUGGGUGGGCGCCACUUGCAAUUGCUGGAGUAUUUCUGGUUAUUAUGUAUGUCUGGCAUUAUGGUACACUGAAGCGUUACGAGUUUGAAUUGCAUAGUAAAGUCUCAAUGGCAUGGAUUCUCGGUCUCGGUCCCAGUUUAGGACUAGUUCGUGUCCCCGGAAUCGGCCUAGUCUACACAGAACUCGCAAGUGGAGUUCCCCACAUAUUUUCUCAUUUUAUUACCAACCUACCAGCCAUUCAUUCCGUUGUUGUUUUCGUCUGUGUGAAAUAUCUUCCCGUCUACACUGUCCCGGAAGACGAACGGUUCCUUGUCAAGCGUAUCGGACCAAAGAACUUCCACAUUUUUCGAUGUGUGGCGCGGUAUGGAUAUAAAGACCUGCAUAAGAAAGACGACAGUUUUGAGAAGAAACUCUUUCACAACCUUUUCAUGUUUGUUCGACUUGAAUCCAUGAUGGAAGAUUGCUCUGAUUCGGAAUACAGUAUAUGCGAACAGCAAAACGAACAGUCGAUUAACAAUGGGAACACAAACUCAGUGAGAAAAGGGGAUUUAACAAUUUCAUCUGUUGACUCAAUAGUUCCUGCAAGAUCGCCGCAUGUUACUUUUCAAUCAUCUAGCCCUAGCAAUGAGGUUGAUGAAUAUGAAUUUUUAACCAACUCUAGAGAAGCUGGUGUUGUUCACAUACUAGGAAACACAGUUGUGAUUGCUAGUAGGGAUUCGAGAUUCUACAAGAAAAUAGCAGUUGAUUAUAUAUAUGCAUUUCUUAGAAAGAUAUGCAGGGAAAAUAGUGUGAUCUUCAAUAUUCCUCAUGAGAGUCUCUUAAAUGUUGGUCAAGUUUUCUAUGUAUAGUCCAUAUUUUCCCCAUAUUUACUUUAUUUAAAGAUCAAUAAAAUUGUUUAUCA